AUCUCCAUAAUAAAUGACAAAGGGCGGCAUUCAUUUUCCAUCUGUUUUGUACACCUUCACCAACACAACAACAACAAAAAAAAAAAAAGAGGAGAGAAAAAGAUGAGCCAGUGUGUUCCCAGUUGGGAUCUCGAAAAUAAUCCGGCCCUGGCCACCACAGCCCGUCACUCCUUCCGUUCCAACUCCAACUCCAACUCCAACUCCAACUCCACCACCCCCGAUGUUCCCAUGCUAGCCUAUGAAGUGGCGGAGCUAACAUGGGAGAAUGGGCAAAUAGCCAUGCACGGAUUGGGUCCGCCGAGAGUGGCGGUGAAACCCAUAAGCUCCGCAUCCACUUCCAAGUACACAUGGGAUAAACAGCCGCGUGGUAGCGGCACCUUGGAAUCUAUAGUCAACCAAGCUACGGGCUUACCGUGCCGCAAAGCCGCUCCUUUUGAUUGUGCUGUAAACAACGACGAACUCGAUCCAUGGUUCGACCACCACCAGACGACUGCUUCCUCCACAUCCUCUGCCACCGUGACCAUGGACGCUUUGGUUCCUGGCUCCAACAGGUCCAAACACCGGACCACACACUUGAUGGAAUCCGUACCCGUGCUCGGCGGCACGUGUGCAGUGGGAUGCUCCACCCGUGUGGCUUCUUGCAGCAGUCCAGCAGCCGCCACCCAUGAGAAAAAUGAGAACAACGUCCUGAGGUGUGCCAAGGAGGCGCGUGUACCGGUGGCUGGCGAGUGGAGUAGCAAGGAUCAAAGCGUGAGUGCCAGCGCCACGUUUGGGAGCCAACAAAUGAGUCUGGACACCCACGACAAGGAUUUGGGUAGGGGUUUCACUUCCACAUAUUCCCUUGGUUCUCCGGAAAACACCACCUCUGGAAAGUCUGGUACAAAGACUACUAUCCCUGAUGAUCAUGACUCAGUUUGUCAUAGUGAACCGCAGAGGGAAGUAGAUGAAAAGGACAAGAAGAAGGAAAGUGGGAAAUGUUCCGUUUCGAACAAAAGGAGCAGAGCUGCUGCAAUUCACAACCAGUCUGAACGAAAAAGAAGAGAUAAGAUUAACCAAAGGAUGAAGACGCUGCAGAAGCUGGUUCCUAAUUCCAGUAAGACUGAUAAAGCUUCAAUGCUAGAUGAAGUGAUCGAUUAUCUGAAGCAAUUGCAAGCACAAGUUCAAAUGAUGAGUAGAAUGAACAUACCGGCUGCCAUGAUGUUGCCAAUAUCAAUGCAACAGCAACUCCAGAUGUCAAUGAUGGCCCCAAUGAGCAUGGGGAUGGGAAUGGGAAUGGGAAUGGGAAUGGGUGUCAUGGACAUGAACACCCUUGGCCGCCCAAACAUGGCCGGAAUCUCUCCCGUUAUGCCCAAUCCAUUCAUGCCUAUGACGUCCAGGGAAAGCUCUGCCGGUGAACGCGGGUUACAAGCGCAACCUUCCCCAGUAUCAGUGAUGCCAGACCCUAUGUCCGCUUUCCUAGCUUGUCACUCACAGCCAAUGACCCUGGACGCUUACAGCAAAAUGGCGGCCAUGUAUCAGCAAAUGCAACAACCACCGGCUUCUAAUUCUAAAAGCUAAGCAUCUCAAAUUUUAUUGAAUUUGUAAUAUGGUCCCCCCAAAAGUCCCCUUAAGGAAGCUUUGAAUAGGAUCCUUUUCAUCAAUCAAUCAUGUGUGCCGUGUAAAAUUUUAUAUGUAUUUAGAAAGUCAAUCCAUUAAUUUUGAAAUCCUAUAUAUUUAUAUCUUUUUAAUUAAUUGUCAAUUAAAUA
This is a messenger RNA of Rubroshorea leprosula, 1745 nucleotides long. The record is from the annotation of a GenBank genome assembly. NCBI's taxonomy places the organism in Eukaryota, Viridiplantae, Streptophyta, Magnoliopsida, Malvales, Dipterocarpaceae.